Molecule: messenger RNA, 2260 nt
Organism: Hypoxylon fragiforme
Lineage: Eukaryota; Fungi; Ascomycota; Sordariomycetes; Xylariales; Hypoxylaceae
Exons: 3
Coding region: 592-2073 (493 amino acids)
Source: RefSeq, a predicted model, not a curated record
UCUACGACGAUCCAGGCUAUGUAUCUAACAAUCUACAACCCUAAGCAAACAUGCGGGGUGAGCCGCGUUUAUCUGAUUUGUGGUACCGUACCCAGAACACAAACGCCCAGUUAUCUUUUAGACGCAUGAUGAUGGCCGCCCUAUACGCUAGCAUUAUCAGCAGCCAGUCACGGCAUAUGCGUUAUCAUCCAGGGGCAUUAGCGCCGCUGAACUCCCCAACCCUCCUCACCUACUUACACGCACGCUGCAAUCUUCUGAAGCAUCCAUCGGCUGAGAGGGGGGUUUUCUUAUAUACGCCCAAUUGCUCUGCUGCAGAUGAUCUGGCAUGCUUAUCAUCUGUUCCGGUGUCUAUCUUCCGACGUGCGGAGGCCGUUAUCGGUCUUUAUAGAUUAUAUCUAUGCGAGGAUGUGUUCAUCGUCGCUCAGAUGAUGGAUGGUGAUUGUAGUGUUCAUAAAGGGGUAUCCUUCGAAGGAAGAUAGAAGUUUGAUAGGUUCCCGAUGACGUAUCGAAUUAUCCAUUAAAACACCCCCCCAUCAUAAGACUUGGUUGCACAUAUAGGCGACCACCUCAGGUACCUAACUAGGAUAUAAAAUGGUGCCCUUCGCUGCCGCCUGGCUAGCAUCAGCCAUCAUCCUCUCCUUCCUCGGCUUCGUCGCCCUAAGCAAAAACCAGAAAGAUGUAGUGUACCGGCGACUAGGCCUCCGGCGCCAAGCCAGCUCGCGCCCCAGCACCCCCUCGCUCGAGAAGCAGGCGCCGUCGAAGCCACUCGCGUCCGUCGCCGCGGACCUCGUGCUCGCGUUCCCGCCUUCCCCCCGCGGCCAGCUCAGCAAGAUGGUGGGCGCGAUGCCCGCUGCCCAGCGGGCGGCGAUGGGCGACCUUUCGUUCGACGAGAAGAAGUUCCCCAGCUCGCUGCUGGGCUUCGAUGAGAAUUACGCGACCGCCGAUGAUGGCAAGUACAACUACACCGGCUUCUCGGUGCGCGAGCUCAAGGCGCUCGGCGACUUCCCGGACUACGCGACGCUCUCGGAGGUCCCGAUGCCCCAGCCGUACCCGGAGUUCGAUAUUGAUCGUGCGCUGCCGCGGCCGUAUCGCCCGUUUCGGUGGGCGUACCAUCAGACGAUGUCCCUCACCAAGUUCGAGCCCGACUGGUGGAUCGAGCUCGAAUCAACCUACCGAACACGCAUCGCGCAGCGCAAGGCGCUGUACGCGGAGCACGGCGGCGCGGUGCUGCAGUGGCUUCCCGGGUCGGAGCUCGCGUGCAAGGAGCUGAUGGAGAUGGUGCUGCAGUUCGUGUGCGCGCGGUACCCGCAGUACUUCUCCCUGUCGGCCGACAAGUCGGUGCUCGAGAACCGGAUCCUCGGCACCGUGACCGUCAUCAAGGCGCAGCCCCCUUUGCUCGUGCUGCUCGAGCACAUCCCCGAGGACUUCGGCGUCGUGCUGCGGAACCCCGAGGACGGGCACUAUUACUUGCGCGCGGGCCUCAUAUGCUCGGCGCUGGGGUGGAACGUCGCGAGCAAGAUUGGCCUGAGGCUCGACGCCAUACACCAGCCUAUCCCGGACUACAAGGAGAAGAUGCAGUUUAGCAUGGACCGCUACUUCUCCAAAAUGCCCGCCAACAAGCCCAUCCAGCGCGGCUCCUGGGGCCUCGAAGUCGACCAACCCCUCUACAUGCCCCCGGACGACCCCCACUCCGCCUACCGCGCGACCCAAGACCCAUCCCUCCCGCUCUCCCGCAUCCACCUGCGCGUCGACUGGCAGACCCUGCGCCGGCUCCCUCUAUCCGGCGGCGUCGUGUUCAACUUCAAGGCCCUGUUCACGCCCGUGUCCGAGUUCCGCGACGAGCCGUACGUGCCGGCGCUGGUGCUGCAGGUGCUGCGCGAGGGCAAGGAGAACCUGAUGAAGUACAAGAACACGUGGCACACGCAGCACGUGGUCAUGCCGGCGCUGGAGGCGUACGCCAAGGAGCAGGAGGAGAAGGGGGUCGUGGAGAGGGGGUGGGAGGUCAAGACGCUUGAUGAUAGCCCGUGGUUCCCGGGGUGGAGGGAGAAGUGGCAUAGGCAGCAGGGUUUUUAGGGAGUGAGAGAGAGUUAAAGGUAAGGGGGCUGGGUUGGCGGUGGUUAUGGAAAACAUAGGUACCUACCUAACCUACCCCUAGGUAGGUAGGCUAGUAUGGAUGUAUUAAUAUAUCUGUAAUUGCAGCUCUGUAUAAUACCUUAGCCUCUCGCGCAUCAUAUACUAAGCACCUUUUAACAUCGAGACU